GAUCGAUUUCAGGGUUUUUAUUUUGUCAAAAUUAAAUACCUCUCUAGAUGCAUACAACAUCGAGAUGAUUAUAAUAUAUGACGAGAAAAGAGCGGGUUUUAAAAAUACUCCUGGCAAAAUAACGGCACCAUUUUUCAGGUCCCUCAAACAAGUUCCGACGAUUAUGGCCGCCAAGCAGCCACCGCAGAAAGACCUCGUCGGCCGACCGCUCGUUCCCUUCUUCACCGACGAAGGCCAUGUGAACGCUUCCCUACAAGUAUCCAGGGAGAUGGCACACGAACCCAUGGAAGUCGACGCGCGGGUGUGGAAUGCGGCGCAGGGCUACUUUGAAUACCCCGACCAUCAGGCAGCAUCACCUUCCCUACCUACUGUGAAAGUGAAACCGACCGGCUGCCUGUUAUUAACCCCGCAACGUUUGGUAUGUCUCUCCCAUCAUGUGUUGUUUCCCUCACACGAUCGAUGGUGAUGCAGGGAACUUCGAUCAAAGACGUGCGCAGUCAAUCACGAGAAAAGACGCCACCACCGGCACCUCUUGCCACCCCUCUCCCGUCCUCUCCUUCUCCACAGCAACAGACAGCAGCCCCAUCCAAGAAGAAGGGCAAGAAAUCCAGCCCGAACAACGACAAACAGUCCGCCAAGACAACCAAGCCCGCUGUAUCUGAAUCCAAGUGGGCGUGGAGUGCGUUCCAGAACUCGCCGGACCCCAAGUCGCUGCCGAUUCCGCCGUUUCUGUCGCCGCCGACCCUAUCGCAUGAACCGGAACCGACGCCUGUGAUGGCGCCGCUGACGUUGGGCGACAAGAAGCCGCCGUCCAAACCGCCCAAUCCACCCCAAGUGACCAUCUUGCAGCGGCCCAAGCCCAAGGAAGAGCAGUUGACCCUUCAACUGCGCAAGAUGCUCAACAUUCGCGAUGCCUAGAAUAAUGAACAGGCGAUAAAUACGCAAAUAUAACUGAGUCAUAGCAUUACUGUGAA
This is a messenger RNA of Aphanomyces astaci, 974 nucleotides long. RefSeq lists its product as hypothetical. The record is from RefSeq and is a predicted model, not a curated record. The coding region runs from base 421 to 918 and encodes 165 amino acids. Lineage: Eukaryota; Oomycota; Saprolegniomycetes; Saprolegniales; Verrucalvaceae. The transcript has 3 exons.